Malurus melanocephalus (red-backed fairy wren) is the source of this 3506-nucleotide messenger RNA. It is a transcript of the gene VWCE, whose product is annotated as von Willebrand factor C and EGF domains. The transcript is spliced from 20 exons. Gene Ontology annotation, molecular function: protein binding; calcium ion binding. Gene Ontology annotation, biological process: cellular response to virus. NCBI's taxonomy places the organism in Eukaryota, Metazoa, Chordata, Aves, Passeriformes, Maluridae. Gene Ontology annotation, cellular component: cytoplasm. Bases 508 to 3036 code for a protein of 842 amino acids. The record is from RefSeq and is a predicted model, not a curated record.
GUCACCGGAGCGGAGUGUCCCGCAGCAUCCCUGUGCCUCCUGAACGCAUCCCACCAUCCCGGCUCUGCCUGGCCCCUUUCCCCGCCGCAUGGGUCUGCGUGCAGGGCUGGGAAGGCGGCCCAGUGCCUCCAGGAGAAGGAGGAGGAGGAGGAGGGGUGGGGAGAGGCCAUGCCGGAGCUUUGCCAGAUGUGGGAAAGGAGAGAAGGGGGGACGCCUUUCCCGCUGCUUCCCAAGCCUUAUGGGGGACCCCGUUCCCCAGCACGCAGCCAGGGCAGGAAUGGCUGGGAUGCCACCACUCUCCCCAGUUGAACGGGACAAUUUUGGGGUGAUCCCGGACCCCCCGUGUGGGUUGGGGGGGGCGGUGGGUGUCGCUGGCGACCCCCCCGCUCUCGCCCCCCACCAAUCCCGCAUUGUUCCCGGCUCGGCGGGAGGAGGAGGAGCAGGGCCAAGGGCCAGCGGGAAGGCAGGCAGGAAGGCGGGCGCCGGGACGAGCUGGAGCCGCCUGUCAUGUUGGUGGAGCUGCUCUUCCAAGCUGCCUGUGUGUCCCUGUUCCUCUCCAGCGGCCAGGGCAGGGUGUAUCCCGCGAGGAAGAAGCCAGCCAGCUUUGCCGUGGAGAGGCGCCGCGUGGGGCCCCACGUCUGCUUCCUGGGCUCUGGUAGCAGAUGUUGUCCCGGCUGGAUGCUGUCUCCGGGCAGUGGGAAGUGCACCCUGCCGCUCUGCUCCUUCGGCUGCGGCAGCGGCUCCUGCAUUGCUCCCAACCUUUGCAUGUGCCCGGAUGGAGAGCAGGGAAUCACCUGCCCAGAGCCAUCAGAACCAUGUGGGGARUACGGCUGUGACCUGUCCUGUAACCACGGCGGCUGCCAGGAGGUUGCCCGCGUGUGUCCCAUCGGCUUCUCCAUGGCAGAGACGGCCAACGGCGUCCGCUGCACCGACAUUGAUGAGUGCUGGAGCGCAGCCUGCGAGGGGACGUGUGUGAACACAGAGGGCGGAUUCGCCUGCGAGUGCAGAGCCGGCCAGGAGCUCUCUGCUGAYCAYCGCAGCUGCCAGGACACAGAUGAAUGCCAGGCCAUGCCCUGCCAGCACCGCUGUGAGAACAGUGUGGGCAGCUACCGCUGCUCCUGCCGGCCCGGAUACCACCUCCAUGGGAAUCGGCAUUCCUGCGUGGAUGUGGAUGAGUGCCGGCGGCCGGGUGCACGCCGCUCCUGCCAGCACAGCUGCCACAACACUCCUGGCAGCUUCCGCUGCUCCUGCCGCCCCGGAUACCGGCUCAGCGCGGACAGGGUGUCCUGUGAAGGGUAUCSCAAAUCCAUCCUGGCCCCAUCGCCCAUCCUGCAAUCCCUGCAGCAUCCGCCCACGCUUGUCCUGCUCCCUCCCGGUUCCCACCUGUUCCUGAGGGGCUCCUCCUCUCCCCAUCUCCCUGUGGCAGCUCCUGGUACCCAAUUCCCUCCCUCCUCCCCAUCUUUGUCCCCUGAGCCACCCCCACACGGUGCCCCCGGCACCUCCAUCCCACCAUCCCCUCAUUGCUGGCACCGGGGGAUYCCUCGGGAGCCCGGCACUCGCUGGACAGAGCCGGGAUGCCGGAGCUGCACCUGCCAGGGCGGGCGAGUCCUCUGUGACGCUGUGAGUUGCUCUGUUCCCUGCUCCCAUCCGCUUCCUGCUCCAGCUGGGGGUUGCUGCCCCACCUGCACGGGGUGCCUGCAUGAGGGGGUGGCCAGGGCAGAGGGCGAUGUCUUCUCCCCAUCCGAUGGGAAUUGCACCGUCUGCGUCUGCUUGGUCGGGAAUGUCUCCUGCCUCUCYCCAGAAUGCCCCCCAGGAUCCUGCCCUGGCCCCUCUCUGGCCGACUGCUGCUCCUGCACUCCAGAAAAGUGCAAUUUCCGGGGACGCACAUAUGUGCACGGAGCCCGGUUCAGCCUGGAUGGGGAUGASUGCACCACCUGUGUCUGCCAGGGAGGAGAGGUGGAAUGUUCAUUCACUCCCUGCCCCGUGCUGGAUUGUCCCCAGCACCAGUGGCACCUGGGUCCUGGGCAGUGCUGCUCCACCUGCCGGGACCCUCCGGCCCCUGCUGGUUGCUUCCUGGAUGACAAUGGUGUGGAGUUUCCUGUCGGACAGAUCUGGUCUCCGGGCGAUCCCUGUGAGUUAUGCAUCUGCCAGGCAGACGGCUCCGUGAGCUGCCAGCGCACGGAUUGUGUGGAGACGUGUCCUUAUCCCAUCCGCAUUCCCGGGCAGUGCUGCCCCGACUGCUCUGCAGGCUGCACCUACAUGGGGAGGAUCUUUUCCAACAACGAGACCUUCCCGUCRGCGCUGGAUCCCUGCCUGAGCUGCAUCUGCCUGCUGGGCUCAGUGGCCUGCUCGCCUCUGGAAUGUGCCAUCGUCUGCUCCUACCCCUUCCACCCUGAAGGCCAGUGCUGCCCCAUCUGUGAGGACUGCAACUACCAGGGCAGGAAGGUGGAGAAUGGCCAGAGCUUCAUUCCCGAGGAUCAGCCCUGUACSCGCUGCACCUGCCAGCUUGGAGAGGUGAGAUGUGAGGAGACCCCCACGCUGCCUGUGGGCUGCUGCCCAUCCUGCCCAGCCACAGACAUCCAGCUCCCACUACAGGGCAGUGAUCUGUCCCCAUUCUCAUUCCCAGCCUCAUCCCAGUCCCCAUCCCCAUCUUCAUCCCAGUCCCCAUCCUCACCCUCAUCCCAGUCCCCAUCCUCACCCCCAUCCUCAUCCCAGUCCCCAGUCCCUGAAGAUUCACCCCCUGGCAUAUCUCACCCCCCCCGCCACCGCCUGGCCCAGCUCCUGCUUCCCACCACAUUCCCCCUUGGCCCCUUUCCGGGGAUUUGGGGGGCUGGGAAGCCCCCUCCAACCACUCCAAGUCCCUCCGGAUACUCCUCGGCACCCACUGUGGCCCCCGACCCGCCCUGUGAGGCCACAGCUCCCCCUGAUGCCACGGGCAGCCCUGAGGCUCAGGGAUCCCCCAGGAAUGAGGAUCCCUCUGCAACACCAUCGGACAGCCCCAGGUUCCAGAUGCCAGGUGUGCCUGGAAUACCGUGAGGAGGAGGAUGAAGGAAAGGAGGAAAAGAGGGUCUGCAGGACCAGCAGGCCUGGCCCUGGGGUGGGGGUAACUAUCCCCCUGCCACCAAUAAAGUCACUCUGGUAUUUAUUCCCUGUCCCUUCUUCCCUGCAUCUGCCAGCACAUGGAGCCCCAAGGCUUGUCCUCUAGGAAUUUUGGGAUGAGUGGCUUCCCAGGAUGCCGAGGGCAGUGCUGGAGGUGUUCAGCCCCCUCACCCUGUGUGGGGUUUGGAGACAGGAGAAACAUGUUCUGCCCCAGGUCCCCAAGGCAGGGAGCUUUCCAGGAAUGAGGGUUUCCAAGGCUGGGAAUGAGCACAUCCAGGCUCCCAUCCUGGGGGCACAGGGACAUCCUUUGGGGGGUCCAGCUAAGAGUGGCAACAGGGACCACCCCGCAUUCCCAGGCACAUGGUGGCCUUUCCCAGAGAGACACGGCACAGAGAGGCUUCUCCACA